Molecule: messenger RNA, 849 nt
Organism: Capronia coronata CBS 617.96
Lineage: Eukaryota; Fungi; Ascomycota; Eurotiomycetes; Chaetothyriales; Herpotrichiellaceae
Exons: 3
Coding region: 1-849 (282 amino acids)
Source: RefSeq, a predicted model, not a curated record
AUGCCUCGUGUCUUUCUCAUCACCGGCACCUCGACCGGCUUCGGACACUACUACGGGCAAGAAGUCCUAGACCGAGGCGAGUAUCUGGUCGCGACGGCGCGAGACCCGACGAAGCUCUCCUUCAAAGGCGCCGACGACAGCAACCACCUCGCCACGCGCCUCGACGUGACGGACAAGACGAGCAUCGCCGCCGCCUUUGACGCGGCGCUGGCCAAGUUCGGCCGCGUCGACGUCGUCGUCAACAACGCCGGCUACGGCCUCGCCGGCUGUUUCGAGGAAUACACCGACGACCAGAUCCGGCAGCAGAUGGAGAUCAACUUCUUCGGCCUGGUCGACGUCACCCGCGUCGCCAUGCAGGUGAUGCGCGACCGCCAGAGUCCCCAGGGUGGUCUGAUCCAGCAGGUCACCAGCAUCGGAGGCCAGAGGGGCGUGCCGCUGUUCAGUAUCUAUUGCGCUAGUAAAUGGGCCGUCGAGGGCUUCACUGAGGCCGUCACCCAUGAGUUGAAGCCCGAAUGGGGCAUCAAGUUCACUCUCAUUGAGCCCGGCGGGUUCAGAACCGACUGGGCGGGCCGCAGCAUGGUUUUCGCCGACCACAAUCCCAAAUAUGACCACCUCGACGCCCGCGAACGCAUGACCCAACGCCAUGGCAACCAAGCAGGUAACCCGGUCAAGGGCGCCCGCGCCAUGUACGAGCUGGCGGUGAUGCCAAACCCACCGCUGCGCGUCGUCAUCGGCACCGACGCCUACGCGGCCAUCAUGAACAAGCUGGACCAGUAUGAGCAGAACUACAAGAAAUUUGAAACCCUCAGCAACAGCACCGAUGUCGAUGGAUAUGUGGCGCCCAAGUAA